AUGGCUGCAUUUGUACAGAGCUAUGGCUUGAAGCUUGUGGAUCGCAGCGGGAAAGACUUCGAUGCGCAGCAGCUUGCAACAUCAGAUGUUGUGGCCUUGUACUUCAGCGCUCACUGGUGUCCGCCAUGCAGGGGAUUUACGCCACUGCUGAAGAAAUUCUAUGAAACUCUUCAAUCACUCGGUGAGCAGUCCUUGAAGAUUAUCUUCGUAUCGAGCGAUCGUUCUGAAAAAGACAUGUGGCAGUACAUGUACGAAUCGCAUGGUGACUGGCUGGCGCUGAAGUACGACUGCACCGAGCUGAAGGAUCGUUUGUCCAGACAGUUCCAGGUCUCUGGGAUCCCGCAGUUGAUUGUCCUGGACAGCCUUGGCCGCCAGGCUGUCCGAGACGCUCGCGGGGAAGUCAUGGCAGCUGCCAGUGCAUCGUCCACGCAGAUCCUGACAAGCUUUUCUGGAUGGAAGACGGCCGCAGGCGUUUCUGCUCAGGUGGAUACAUCUCUUCAAAUUCUGCCGGGAACUCGCGUUCGGGUCCGGGCCCUUCAAGGUGCGCCCGAGAACAAUGGCUUGGAAGGCCUCGUGCAGAGUUUCGAUGCAUCGAAGCGGAGAUACGUGAUUCAGCUCGGUGAGAGGCAACUCUCGUUGAAGGCAGGCAACCUGUUGCAGCUUCUCAGCAUUAAGGUCCGUCGCGCUGACAAGGACCCCGAUGACGAAGAUGAGUGGCUGGAAGCUGUCAUUGUGGAUUUCGAUGACGCAACAGGCGAGUGCUUAUGUCGUCUGGCAUCGGAGGCUGAGGAUGCCGAGGCCCAGCCGCAGCGAAGAGAUCUUCACCAGCCGUCGCGAGCGCGGCUUGUGGCUGGCGCCAUCGUGACGGUGCAGGGCCUCCAGGCAGAGGAGUGGAACGAGAAGAAUGGAAAGGUCACAGAAUUCGAUGAGGAGCGACAGAGGUACCAAGUGCAAAUGUCUGGCAAAGCUUUGAAGGUCAAGCCCGAGAACCUGCGCUUGUGUCCUUUGGCGUCCUGA
This is a messenger RNA of Symbiodinium pilosum, 1017 nucleotides long. The record is from the annotation of a GenBank genome assembly. Lineage: Eukaryota; Dinophyceae; Suessiales; Symbiodiniaceae.